UAGGUGUAUUGCACUGUCAAGUUUAUUGCAAGUGCAGUGGUAUAUUUUCUGCGAAAUUGUUGAUAAACCGCAAUAACAAUGCGGGAAAACAAAACACAAUGAUACGGGCAGUGCAGUUAUCGCAUUAAACCGGCUGCUGAGUGUGGGAAAGUUUCUCAGAUAAACUGCCAAUACAAUAAGCCAAAUGCUCUCAAACUCAACUGAAAUUAAAUUAUUGGCUACAACAAACUUCAUACAUUCUGCUAAUCAUGAUGCAACUGGCGGCAUGGUACCAGAAGAAGAUCAGCUCAUACGACAAGGAAGAAUGGGAGACGAUGGUGGAACAGCUACUUAUGCGCGGCACCUACCGCCGUCGCAUCGUCGACUUCUCCUCCCACUCUCGCUCGUACCUCAUUGAUGUGGACUUGGUCAGAGGUUCCUCAUUUCCUAAAGCGAAGCCGACUCUGUCCAUGCGCCGGGUAGUAUGGUUCGCGCUCGCCCGUCUACUCUUCCUACCGGCGCUAUACGCGUGGUGGGCGCAGCAAACUUCACCGAGCUGUGCGCGAGUUCUACUGGCGUUGUGGACGGUGCAGCUCGCGAAUAUUGUUCUGUACUUCAUGGCGCCUACUGAUACUGUGGACCCAAACUGCUGGAUGGUGCCGGCGGGCCUCAUGGUCGUUCUCAGCAUCGUGCACUCUCAAAUCGUGAGCACAACGGAAAUGGAGCUUGCUCGCGUCCGACCACGCGCCACCUACCGUCGGAAACUGCCUCGAUAUUUUCGGAGAGCUCGUUCCGAAUGCGACGGUGGCAGCGCGGGCGGGUCAGGGGAAAGCGGUGCCACGUCCACCCAGAGCAAGCCGUGCGCCAAGCCCGCCAAGUACCGGCGCCGCCAGUCCCGGGCUGACGUGUGCAACACCGUGCUGAGACAACGUAAAAACAAAGAGUUAACAAAAGAAAACAUAAUCAAAAACAUGGAGCCAAUCGCUAAGAAAGCCAUGAAAGCCAAAGAUUCCGACGACGAAGAUUACAUGGCGUGGUCGAAAGACAACUCCACCCCCAUAGUCACAUUCACCCCACCGCCUGACGAAGUUGCACAACCCACGUUUACAUACAAAAAUGUAUUGACUAAGAAGAGACUUGAAAGUUUCAACGUCCAAGGGCAUAUUAACCUAGCGCGAGCCAUGUUUGCCGAAGGCGACGAUGGUUUCGAAAGCCUCAACGGAUAUUACUCCAACGGGAGCGACGACCGACCAAAGGAAAAACUAGUCAACGAACAAAAACCAGUGAUCGAACCAAGUAUUAAACUAGUUCCUAAUCUACUUAGAAAUCUUGGAUGGCUGAAGAAGGAGGAUGAUGAGAAAUCGGAGAAGAGUUUGGAGUCCGACGGGUCCGCGCCGGCGCCCGAGGGCAAACGCGUCGGAGUCCGGUUCAAGAAGUCGUGGGCCGCGGACGCUGUACCAAGGGAGACGAGCGAUGAAGAGUACCCUAUUAAGAAGAAAGAUAAGAAGUUAGAGAAUUACCAGUCAUCUUCGUCCGACGGCGAAUGCUCGGCGUCAGCGCCAUCUAUUGCGCUGCCAUCGCACCAUACCAUGUCGGACUGGGUCGGCCAGACUACUAACAGCGAGGAGAGCAGCUAUGGAUCUCAGUCAGAAGGUGCCCACUCGGACGUUGGGUUCCACUGCGCAGAUAGCUCGUGGGACCCCUUCGCUUUACUCGACCCUACCAGUGAUACAGUGAAAUGUACAAUGUGGGAGCGCGGUUCAACACUACGCGCCGAGCUAUCCGCUGUGGACAUCAGCUGGUACGUGGUAGCGCGGGCCGAGCGCGCCAUGGCGGCCGACGGCUGCAUGUGGGCCGGCCUGCUCAUGGCGGCCAGCGUGGCGCUCGUGGCGCCCGCCGCCAGGCUCCUACAGGUUGCCAUAGAACAAGAUACCAGAAGUGAAGAGGAGCUGCAAUCGCUGUCGCUACUGACUUACAUUCCCUCGCUGAUCUGUAACUACAGUCAAGGGUCUCUGAUCUCAAUAUUCAGCGGUGCUUUUGGUGAUAACAUAUGGGAAAUAACAACAAAUCUAAUAUCCAGCGCGCUUCGCUUCGCGCUGAGCGGCCUAGUGUUCUUCCUGCUGGCCGUGGCGGAGCGCGCCUUCAAGCAGCGCUUCCUGUACGCGAAACUCUUCUCGCACCUCACCUCGGCGCGGCGCGCCCGGAAGAGCGAGCUGCCGCACUUCAGGCUCAACACUGUCAGGAACAUCAAGACUUGGCUGUCCACUCGCUCGUAUUUACGGCGACGCGGGCCUCAGCGCUCAGUGGAUGUCAUCGUGUCGGCGGCUUUUAUGCUGACAAUAAUUUUGCUGGCCUGCGUCAGCGCCCACCUACUCAGGGUAAGCUGGGACUCCAUGACCCUCGAAUCCGGCUGGCUAUUGGAAGCCCUAGUAUGGAGUAGCUGCCUUGGCAUCUACCUACUCCGGCUUCUGACCCUCGGCAGCAACGUGAACCGCAAGUACCGCGGCUGCCUGUCCGCCAUCCUGACGGAGCAGAUCAACCUGCACCUCGCCAUCGAGCAGCGGCCGGAGAGCAAGGAGCAGCUCACCGUCGCCAACAACGUGCUCAAGCUGGCCGCGGAUCUGCUCAAGGAACUGGAUUCGCCAUUCAAGAUAUCUGGAAUAUGUGCCAAUCAUUACUUAUACACUAUUACAAAAGUAGUAAUCUUAUCUGCCCUGUCUGGGGUCUUGUCGGAAAUGCUGGGCUUCAAGUUAAAGCUACACAAAAUCAAAAUCAAGUAGUUUAAUGAAAUAUUUUACUGUCAAAAUGCACGUUGUCAAAGUAGGUCACAGGAAAAAUAAAUCUAAGCUGGUGAUUUUCUUAUCAAGUUUGCACGUUUACGACUUUAGAUGGUGUUGUUAGUUAUACAUCAAACCAUUUUUACCUACUUGCUUUGUAGUAGCAAAAAUGACAAAAACUUGUUAAUAUUAUCUAGCAAGAACAAAACCUAGCCAUAUUAUUACGCUCGCGCGACCGAUCUGAGGCCCUAGCCAAGAUGAUCAUUUGCGGUAACGAACGCCAAUAUCUCCGUAUAACUUUUGCAUAUUAGUGCAAUAGAGAGACGUAAGACAUGAGCCAUAUUCGUAGUUUUGUCAAAAUAUAGGCACGCGCGUGAAAAAGGGUAUUGGAUACAGUAGAAUUUCAAUUUCAAGCGUUUAAAAGAGUACUAUGUAGAAUCUGUAGAAAAUACCCGUUAUUAUCUUGUGUCUACUUAAAUUACUUAAUCAACGUGUAUUGUAGUCGAAAUAUUUAAUGCACAAAAUUGUUUUAUUAUAGUUCAGUGUUUCUCCGUUUUUGCUGUUCAACAAAGGGAAGCCUUUAGCAAAUGUAUAGAAGAAAAGAAAUAGUUUUAAGUGUCCGUUAUUUCUUAGACCAAAAUCAAUAGAUUUCACGGUUUUCAAUGUUCUACAGUAAUAAGUUAAUAACAGUUGGCAAAAUGUCUAACAUUACGUAGUACUAAUUUUAAAGAAAUGUAUCAUCUUUUACACAUGAUGUAUGUGACAUAAACCAACCAAUCAUUAGUUGGUUUUCAAGAUAUUUCGUCUAUAGCGACUGAUUUUGUACGAGUAUAUACUAGAAAUUAUGUUCUUAUAAUCUCCUAUCAUCAAAAAAUACCUUUGAUAUUUUACUAUCAUUUUGAUCUCAAUAUACCACUUUAAAUAUAUCUUGAGUUGAUAAUGUCGAAAACCGGUGUAACCUCUGCCUUAUUAUAGUAGUA
Leguminivora glycinivorella is the source of this 3736-nucleotide messenger RNA. It is a transcript of the gene phtf, whose product is annotated as protein PHTF2. The coding region runs from base 249 to 2759 and encodes 836 amino acids. Gene Ontology annotation, cellular component: endoplasmic reticulum. Lineage: Eukaryota; Metazoa; Arthropoda; Insecta; Lepidoptera; Tortricidae. The record is from RefSeq and is a predicted model, not a curated record. The transcript is spliced from 16 exons.